AUGACCUCAUAUGAGCUUCCUGAUGGACAGACAAUUGAAAUUGGUGCUGACAGAUUCAAGAUUCCUGAUGUAUUAUUUAAUCCGUCUCUAGUACAGACUAUACCUGGUAUGGAAAGUUCUGCAGAGAUUGCUUCAUCUGCUCGUGGUCUGCCACAAAUGGUCGUUGAGAGCAUAAACAAGUGUGAUGUUGACAUACGAAGAGAACUCUAUAGCAGUAUACUGCUUUCGGGUGGGACAGCAUCAAUGCAACAAUUGAAAGAACGUCUUGAGAAAGAUUUACUGGAGGAAUCUCCGCAAGCCGCAAGGGUUAAAGUGUUGGCGAGUGGAAAUGCUACAGAAAGAAGAUUCAGUGUUUGGAUCGGUGGGAGUAUAUUGGCAUCGCUCGGCUCCUUCCAGCAAAUGUGGUUCUCAAAGUCUGAGUAUGAAGAGCAUGGGGCAUCUUACAUUCAGCGUAAAUGCCCUUAG
Messenger RNA from Striga hermonthica, 465 nucleotides. NCBI's taxonomy places the organism in Eukaryota, Viridiplantae, Streptophyta, Magnoliopsida, Lamiales, Orobanchaceae. The record is from the annotation of a GenBank genome assembly.